Molecule: messenger RNA, 3359 nt
Organism: Setaria italica (foxtail millet)
Lineage: Eukaryota; Viridiplantae; Streptophyta; Magnoliopsida; Poales; Poaceae
Product: transcriptional corepressor LEUNIG
Exons: 18
Coding region: 285-2978 (897 amino acids)
Cellular component (GO): nucleus
Molecular function (GO): protein binding
Source: RefSeq, a predicted model, not a curated record
CCCUCCCCUCCCCUCCCCUCCCCUCCCCUCCCGCCGCUGCAGCCGCGAUUCAAUCUGCUCUCCUCCCCCCUCCGCCGCUUACCGCUGCCCCGCCGCCACGCCGCUGCUAGGGUUUGGACUCGGGGGCUCCCCGCCUCAGCGUCGCGCGAGCCACGCACCCACCGCCCCGGCGGGCGUCCGUCCGUCCGUCCGCCGCGGAGGCGUCGGCGGCACCAUCUCCGUCGCCGCUUGCUGCUUGCGCUAGGGUUGCGGCGCCUGGCCGGCGCGCCGCGGGAGCAGCAGCCAUGUCGCAGACUAACUGGGAGGCGGACAAGAUGCUGGAUGUUUACAUAUAUGACUAUUUUAUGAAGAGAAAUUUGCAGGCAACUGCAAAGGCCUUCCAAGCAGAAGGGAAGGUCUCUUCAGAUCCAGUUGCAAUUGAUGCACCUGGUGGCUUUCUGUUCGAGUGGUGGUCUGUUUUUUGGGAUAUAUUCAUAGCACGAACAAAUGAGAAACAUUCGGAUGUUGCAGCGUCAUAUAUUGAAACUCAGCUCAUGAAAGCCAGGGAGCAACAGCAGCAACAGCCACCCCAACAGAGGCAGCAGCAGCCACAGCAUAUACAAAUGCAACAAAUGCUGUUACAAAGAGCUGUGCAUCAGCAGCAGCAGCAACACCAACAACAGCAACAGCAGCAUCAGCAGCAGCAGCAGCAGCAGCAGCAACAACCACAACAGCAGCAGCAUCAGCAGCAGCAGCAGCAGCAGCAGCAGCUGCAACAACAGCGUAGAGAUGGUUCCCAUCUUCUUAAUGGUUCUGCAAAUGGAAUUUCUGGAAACAAUCCUUUAAUGCGGCAGAACCAAAGUACUGCAAAUGUAAUGGCAACAAAAAUGUAUGAGGAAAGGUUAAAGGUACCUUCCCAGAGAGACACUUUGGAAGAUGCAUCAAUGAAGCAAAGAUAUGGAGAGAAUGCUGGGCAACUACUUGAUUCAAAUGAAGCAUCAUUGUUGAAAGCAGCUUCAAGUGGACAAUCUUCAGGGCAAAUUUUGCAUGGAACUGUUGGUGGCUUGUCAGGCACUCUGCAACAAGUUCAGGCCAGAAGUCCCCAACUUCCUGGGCCUGCUCAGAGUAUCAAGACAGAGAUCAAUCCCAUUCUGACGCCCAGAGCUGCAGGCCCAGAAGGAUCAUUUAUUGGUGUCCAAGGAUCCAAUCAAGCUGGGAACAAUUUGACUUUGAAAGGAUGGCCACUCACGGGACUUGAGCAACUUAGGUCUGGAAUUCUUCAGCAGAAAUCAUUUAUUCAGAAUCAACAGCAAUUGCACCAGCAGAUCCAGAUGCUGACUCCGCAGCAGCAGCAGCAGCUUAUGCUGCAGGCUCAGCAAAAUAUGUCUUCGCCAACAUCUAGUGAUGUUGACAAUAGAAGAUUGAGGAUGAUGCUAAACAGCAGAAAUGCUGUUCUUGGCCGGGAUGGGCAGACAAACAGUGGCACUGAUAUUAUUCCAAAUGUUGGCUCUCCUAGUCAAAGUGGUGGCGAUAUAGAUAUACUUAUAAAGAAGAAACUUGCUCAGCAGCAGCAACUGUUACAACAGCAAAACAAUAGCCAGCAGCAGCCGCAGCAACAUCAGCUUCAGCAACCUGCUGUCUCUAGCCAGCAAUCCCAAAGCUCAAAUCAACUUCUUCAACAAGAAAAGUCAGGAAUUGGAAGUAUGCCUGUUGACGGGGGCAUGCCAAACACUUUUGGGGGAGCUGAACAAACAGCAAAGAAGAGAAAGAAGCCAGGUUCAUCCUCUGGCAGAGCUAACAGUUCAGGAACAGCAAAUACCGCUGGCCCCUCUCCAAGUUCUGCACCCUCGACACCUUCCACUCAUACACCAGGAGAUGCAAUGUCUGUGCAGCAGCUGCAGCAGAAUGGUGGUUCAGCUAAACCCAUGGUAAUGUUUGGCUCUGAUGGCACUGGGAGCUUGACAUCUCCUGCAAACCCCUUGGAUGAUGUGGACCGUUUGCUGGAAGAUGGCUCCUUGGAUGAUAAUGUUGAAUCCUUUCUAUCACAGGAUGACAUGGAUCCUAGAGACAACUUGGGGCGCUGCAUGGAUGCUAGUAAAGGAUUUGGUUUUUCUGAGGUUGCAAAAGCACGUGCAAGUUCAACCAAAGUUGUUUGUUGCCACUUCUCAUCUGAUGGCAAACUGCUUGCUACUGGUGGUCAUGAUAAAAAGGUUUUUUUGUGGUGUACAGAACCCCUAAAGUCUAAAUCUCAACUGGAAGAGCACUCGUUUCUGAUCACUGAUGUUAGAUUUAGCCCAAGCAUGUCACGCCUUGCUACAUCCUCCUUUGACAAAACUGUGCGGGUUUGGGAUGCUGAUAAUACUGACUAUUCGCUCCGCACUUUCACGGGACAUUCAGCAUCUGUUAUGUCACUUGAUUUUCAUCCAAAUAAAGAAGAUAUGAUAUGCUCCUGUGAUAGUGAUGGGGAAGUGCGCAGCUGGAGCAUAAAUAAUGGUAGCUGUCUGACCUGUGUUAAGGUGUUUAAGGGUGGUGCUACUCAGAUGAGAUUUCAACCUUGCAAGGGAAAAUAUCUAGCAGCUGCCUCUGAGAAGACUAUCUACAUACUUGAUGGGGAGACACAACAUUCUUGUAGAAGUCCCUUGCAGGGGCACAAUAAGAAUAUUCAAUCCCUUUGUUGGGAUUCUACUGGUGACUAUCUGGCUUCUGUCAGUGAAGACUCUGUCAGAAUUUGGUCAUUCACUCCCGGACAUGAUGGUGAUUUUGUGAAUGAGUUGAAUUGCAGCGGGAACAAAUUCCACUCAUGUGUUUUCCACCCAACUUAUCCAUCAUUGCUAGUAAUUGGUUGUUAUGAGUCUUUGGAACUUUGGGACAUAAGGGAGAAGAACACCAUGACCCUCAACAAUGCGCAUGAGGGUUUGAUUGCAGCCCUUGCAGCAUGCAGUGCAACAGGGAAGGUUGCCUCAGUAAGCCAUGAUAGAUUUGUCAAGCUCUGGAAAUGACCUGUAUAAUAGUGACCGAUGUUGUCCAUGUCGACUUUUACAUUCUGUUUGUUAGAUGAUAGACAAACAAGACGGUUUUCUGCCUCAGAUGACCACAUGACGAAAAGGGUAGCUAACAAGACUCUUGAGCCACUUGGGCUCAAGAACUAACUUUGUUUUGUUUUGUGGUUGUCGUUGUAUGCUGUUCAAUAUGCUACUGAAGCUUGUAGUUGUAACUUGUAACUCCUUAUAGAAAUGUUGGUUGAAGACUUCGAAUUUGUACCCAGUACAAGUUACAAACUGUUUUUUUUUAAUCUGCCUUGUAUGCAGUUGUAGUGCAUUUUUCCCUCUGUAUGUUGUCCUUGUUGAAUCCUAACAUUGUGUGGACUUGUGGGGGCUUUA